AUGAACGACUUGAGUAAAGCGAAUCAGGAGGCACUCCAAUCAAUCAACGCGAUAAUCAGUGGCCAAAGCAUCGGCUUGAACAAUCAGCAGAAGAGUUAUCUCCAACACCUGAUUUCCGGAAUAGAAAUGAACACAAGGAUUUCCGACCUUCAGGGAAUGAGAUGGGCCCCUGUUGUGCAAGUGAAAACCACCGUCAGCUUUGCUGCUCGCCCUGAUCCCAAUGAAGUAAAAGUGAAGCUUGAUAUUGACAUUCCGCCGGAAAAUUCAAAACAGCAACCUCACAUCGGAUAUGAAGUCAAAUGGAAUGAUAAACGGGUUGGUAAUGGUCAUAUUUGGAUUUCCCCAAAUGUCUUACAUGCUUCACGUCCGGGAUUUCAGCAGAAGUUGGAAAAAUAUGGCUUUAGCUCACCAUGGUUGGAUGCAGAAGCUCAGAAUCCUGAAUAUGUGAAGGCAAAUGUUCGUCACGUCAAAUUCAUGUUCAAGAGAUGGAGGGGUGCUUAA
Molecule: messenger RNA, 501 nt
Organism: Penicillium coprophilum
Lineage: Eukaryota; Fungi; Ascomycota; Eurotiomycetes; Eurotiales; Aspergillaceae
Exons: 1
Coding region: 1-501 (166 amino acids)
Source: RefSeq, a predicted model, not a curated record